AUGGCGGCCAGGCCCAUGGUGGUGCAGAAGGCCACACCGCGAGAGACGUUCGAGAGCCUGGGCAAAGAGUUCAAGUGGGAUAAGAAGGUUGUAGAAGCUAUAUUGUCCGAAGGAAUUCAGGACCUUGAAGAGUUUCGCUUUUUGUUUCACGAAGAGAAGCAGACCGAUGAUUGGUUAUCCAAGAUUAAAGAUCUGCCCAACCCCUCCUUGGAAGGAGCGAGGUUGAGGAAAGCCUGGCAUAGCGUUAGGCUGCAAGCUACCGCCCGUGAGAAGGAUCACAGCCAGGCUCAGAUCCAGGACCUGGACGAUCCGUUGGGGGACGAAGAUUUACUUGAUUUGAAGACGAGUUUUUGGAGGAGGUACAAACUCAGUUUUCCGCCGGAAAUUCACCCUUCCGAUUCAUUGAUAUCUCGAGUGGCACGGGAGUGCCACAAGAGGAUGUUGAUGGUCACCAAUUUGUGGUUGGUGAAAACGUUGAUGUUCCAGGUUACAUCGUCCCGCAAGCGGCAGAAAGUCGGAGACAUGUUGUACAUGGAUGCACCUGAGGAAGUUGCACCAGCCACUAAGGACCUGUCAGGAUACCUGUCGCGGUUGCACACGUAUUUGCUGGCACUGGCCAUUGCAGGAGUGCGGGCCAUUCCAGGUGGGGCGGACCCCAGCACUGAGAGGGAUCUCGGUGCGGACAGUACCAAAGUGGUGCAAAUUCCCCUGGAUACCCUCAUGGCUUACUAUUUUCGGGCAGUUCGGGCUGUUCAGUCCAAAGGAGGUGCAUCGGCUUUGGCGUGGUUGGAGCAGCAGGAUAUCCAGGAGCGUGCUCAUUGGGUUCAGUCCUUCAGGCAGUCCCAAAAGCAUUUGGGGGUUAUCGUGAAAGAGACCAUGCAAUUGAGAGAUGCCCACUGGAUUUGUGAAACGUGA
Messenger RNA from Effrenium voratum, 915 nucleotides. Lineage: Eukaryota; Dinophyceae; Suessiales; Symbiodiniaceae. The record is from the annotation of a GenBank genome assembly.